Molecule: messenger RNA, 1833 nt
Organism: Rhodotorula graminis WP1
Lineage: Eukaryota; Fungi; Basidiomycota; Microbotryomycetes; Sporidiobolales; Sporidiobolaceae
Exons: 8
Biological process (GO): transmembrane transport; dipeptide transport; tripeptide transport
Cellular component (GO): plasma membrane
Molecular function (GO): allantoate transmembrane transporter activity; dipeptide transmembrane transporter activity
Source: RefSeq, a predicted model, not a curated record
GAGAACAAGGCCAUCGUUCGCCGUAUCGACCUCUGCGUCCUGCCCCUCUUCUUGAUCACGCAGACCCUCCAGUACCUCGACAAGACGGCGCUGAACUAUGCCAAGGUGUUCGGCAUGGACAAGGCGAUGGGCCUCACGGGCAACCAGUUCAGCUGGGCCGCCUCGAUCUUCUACGUCGGCUAUCUCGUCGCACAGGAGCCGGCGGCUUACCUCAUCGGUCGCUACAAGGCCAACCACGUCCUCGGCAUCACCUGCGUCCUCUGGGGCGUCUGCGUCAUCUCGAUGAUUGGCUGCACCAACUUCACGACGGCCAUGGUCAACCGCUUCUUCCUCGGCUUCUUCGAGGCCGCCGUCACGCCCGGUCUCUCCCUCAUGACCGGCUUCUACUACACGCGCCAGGAGUCGCCGCUUCGUCAGACGAUCUGGUACUCGUCGGUUGGCUGGGGCGGCAUGAUCGGUUCGCUCAUGGCGGCCGGCAUCGAAAAGGCCAACGCUUCGAGCCUUGCCGUUCCCAAGUGGGAGCUCAUCUUUAUCGUCCUCGGCGCCAUCACCAUCGCCUGGGGCGCGGUCCUCUACUUCUUCCUCGCCGACGGUCCCUCGAACGCCUUCUGGCUCAAGCCCGAGCAGCGCACGCUCGCCGUCGGUCGCGUCGCCGCCAACGGUGUCGGUAUCAAGAGCAAGAAGUUCAAGCGCGAGCAGAUGUGGGAGGCGCUUCUCGACCCCAAGGCGUGGUGCCUCACGAUCGCCAUGUUCGGCUCGAGCGUCCCCAACGGCAUCCUCACCAACUUCAGCGGCACCAUCAUCAAGGACAUGGGCUUCUCGACCUUCGACGCCGCCCUCCUCGACUGCGCCGGUCGUUCCUUCCAGAUUAUCUCGCUCAUCAUCGCGGGCCUCGUCGCAAACUACGUCAAGAACACGCGAAUGCUCAUGGUCACCGUGGGGAACGUGAUCUGCGUCAUCGCGACCGCAUUGCUCUCGUUCCUCCCCACUUCGAACCACUGGGGCCGCCUCAUCGCCUUUUGGUUCGUCAACGUCCAGUCGAUUGGCUUCACCCUCGGCCUCGUCAUGAUCUCUUCAAACCUAGGCGGCUACACCAAACGUUCCAUCACCUCGGCGAUGGUCUUUGCGGCGUACUGCGCCGGAAACAUGGCUGGCCCUCAGUUCAUCUACGCCAACGAGAAGCCUCGCUACCAGUCGGGCGCCUACGCCAUGAUGGCCGGCUACAUCGCCAAGCUCGUCGCCCACCUCGCUCUCUGGGCCAUCAUGUACCUGUCGAACAAGUCGCGCGACCGCAAGUUCGGCCCGGCCGACCCCAAGCUCGCCGCCGCCGCCGGCAUGGAGGACAAGACCGAGUCGGUCAAGUCGAACCCGUGCGUCGCUCUUCCUCCCUCUCUCUCUCUCCCUCGUCCACCGAGUCUUCCUCCUGACACGCCCUCACGCCUCGCAGGAACUUCCGCUACGUCCUCUGAGCGCCGAGCGCUCCUGUUCCCCUUCCUCUUCCUUCAUUCGGCUCGUCUUUGUUCGUCGUCCCCUGGUUGUCUCUGUCUGUGCCCUUGGCCGUGUAGAAGUCCCCAUAUCGAGACAGUCUGCAACUCCUGUCGUUUCGUCAUCAUCGCGCAAAAAGAGAGAGCUCGAGCGAGAGUUUGGCUGUUUGAGAAGGUCGACUUUUCGGCGAGCGUUCUCGCACUGCUGAAGCUUUCGCGAUGCCUCGGCCUGUCGACUCGACGCUCAACACAGUCGUCAGAGUGCCCGGCAGCAAGUUUUGCGACCCCUCGGCGAGCCUGGGUCUGCCGGCGCUCGAUCUUGCGCCCGCACGAGCCUUUCGCAAGGUGA